This is a messenger RNA of Bombyx mori (domestic silkworm), 2424 nucleotides long. RefSeq lists its product as uncharacterized. The record is from RefSeq and is a predicted model, not a curated record. Lineage: Eukaryota; Metazoa; Arthropoda; Insecta; Lepidoptera; Bombycidae. The transcript has 6 exons. Bases 362 to 1600 code for a protein of 412 amino acids.
AAGUCAUGAAAAAAAAACUUCUUCAUUUAUUUGCAUGGUGUAAACAUAAUUGAAGUUCGAUUAAAAACAUCGAUUUGCUGAUGCUAAUUUCAAAUAAAACGGGCCUUUAAUUACAAAAAUAGAUGUCUUGUGUUAAGGGAAAUAUCGCUUAAACCAAAAUAUAGACCCCUCGAUUUCAUUUUGUUUUCGCAUUUAAUUACAGCUCAAAAUGCUUAUCUGUAUCAAACUUGAACGAUACAAACCUUCAUAAAAAAAGAAAUAAACCAAAGAGAAACUAUUUCAUCCGCCUGUCAAAAUGACAUUGGAAUAGACGUCACAAAAACCGCCAUUUUUCGUAGACUUAAUUAAUUCCAGUCUUAUAAUGUCGUCACGUCGGAUAGAAGUACUACACGAGGCAGCUCUGAGUCAAUUACUGUCUGAUUCUGGCUUGGAGUGUAUUAAACCGGAUAUAGCGUCGUCUGAAUCUUCGUCUUCACACGAGGACAGUGAAGAACAAGGACUCCCGGAACAACACGAAGAAACAACACCGGUCAGCGUUCAAGAAAAUGAGUCUACUGCGACUGCGCCCUCAGUGGCAGAAGAAGAGACACCUCGCAUUUUCCCUUCGCCAUCGUUAAGAAGAAUCCUGCCGGAUAGCACCAGACUAAUCGAAGAGCAGAACCGCAUUCACGUUCUCCCAAAAGAAUUCAAGAGUAGCGUCGAUCCGGAGUCAAUACCGAGAAUCAGUCGCACCUCCCCGCAGAAGUACAUAGAUGCUCUGGCUGAUAUCGUCGGUUGUACGGAAUAUAAGACGAGCCUGGCCGAAUACUGGUUCCUGGAUACUCUUGCUUGCUUGCUCAGGAGGGCUCAGGCGGAUCUGAUGGACCGACCAACACAAGCUGUGCUGAUCCUUUGGUUCUGUGAGUGGAUGAGAGAGAUGCAGCGCUUCGAUGCGGCUGACAGACAACGAAUGAUGAAGAGAUUUGAGGACAACAUGCUGUCAGCAGCACGUUUCGUGGCCGAUAAGAACUUCCUGCCGACUCCAGCGCAAGCAGGAGUGCAUUUCGAGGAGGUGGAGGUUGAUUCACAGCUGGUCGCGGCUACCGAAUCGAAGCACGCCGUAACCUUCGAAGGCGCCGCCUAUGAAUGCUCUUUACGAGACCUGACCAAGAUUACACAUUAUAUAUAUGAUUUAUUCGGCACGGACUACCAAUACGAGUUGAUACGUUCGAUCUUCACGUUCACACCGGAUUACAUCCAAACCGAUUCUCCGUAUCCUAUCCGCAACCCGAAGCGGCUGUACGCACCAAUAAAACAGAAGUCGAAGAAAGAUAAAUCGCCGAAGAGAGACGCUAAGAGCGCUGGCAAGGGAAAGAAAAGGGACGUCGAUACAGAAGAGUAUUUAGCUUUGAUGAUGCUCAAAGCAAAAGAAGAGAAAGAGUUGGAAGAACAAGAAGAGUUGGAUAGGGAGGCCUGGAAUCGAAAGAGUCACAUACUGCCCCUACUCUACGCAGCUGACGAUGGCUUCUUCGAUAAGUACUGGCCUCCUCCGCCGCCCGAACCUGAACCGAUCGUCGAGCCAAACCUUAAGGGGAAAGCUAAAGGGAAAGGGAAGAAAUAGCUGUACCCAGAACCGGGCACCACAAUACCUUUAAAAAGUCAAAUAUCGCUAAAACUUGUCGCAGUUUCUGUCGCAAGCCGGCACUUUCAUAUAUGAACUGAAAUACUGAAUAUAAACAUACCUUUUCUUUUUCGGACCGGGGGCCGAACCUCCUACGAGGUACCCGCGCCUAGGGGGCGCGCGGGGUGUUUUACUGGUCCGCGACUGCGAGUCCGCGGGCCCAAGGGUGUUUUCAGGGCCCUACCCACUAAACGACUCCCCUGUACUCUUCGCCCAAGCGUCCGAUCCCCGAGGUCAGAACCCGGAUGAGGUAAGGGGGUUACCGCGGUCUACACUACAACCAGACGGCGCAGCUCACCCUAAGAUCGCAAGGCCGACGAAGCAUUGGAGGCGAAGCGAAGGCUCUGAAAUGUUGACCUUUUCGAUACGGCAGCCCCUCGUUCAUCCAUACUACCUGGAGCCACUGCGUUCAUCCACAGUGCAUUUCCAGAGAUCUUUACUGAUACAUACCAUCGGCUAUGAAAUGAGCUCCCUUCCACUGUGUUUCCUGAGCGCUGUGACAUGUCCUUCUUCAAAUUAGAUGAAGAGUAAUUAACGGUAGGCAGCGGCUCUGAGCGGUAUGAGCGACGGUAACCACUCACCAUCAGGUGUGCCAUGUGUUCGUCUGCCUACACGGGCAAUAAAAAAAAAGAAACGUUUUGUACGGUAUAUGAACAAAAUAAAAUAAUUCACACAACUUCGACCUUCGUGUUCUUCCCGAAAAGUCCGUUGUGUUCCAUGUGUUGCAAAUGAUGUGACAAUAAAAAUCAGCAGCGUAACGACAA